Lingula anatina is the source of this 4517-nucleotide messenger RNA. RefSeq names its product transmembrane and coiled-coil domains protein 1. Gene Ontology annotation, cellular component: endomembrane system. The record is from RefSeq and is a predicted model, not a curated record. NCBI's taxonomy places the organism in Eukaryota, Metazoa, Brachiopoda, Lingulata, Lingulida, Lingulidae.
CCAGAAAAAAUACCAAGACCUAAUUUGAUUUGAGGAAAUAACACCAGAGGACAGUACUGGAGUUCACCACCAGAGGGCACUGCUGGAUUUCACCACCAGGUGUCGCCAUGCUAUGACUAUAUCUACAAGUGAAUCCCUCUAGUGGAUUUUGCAGGAAGUCUUUGCCAAAAACACAGAUAUUUUGCACUGCAUGAGAAGGAUAGAAAGGACUUACUACAUAAUGGAUUAAGACUUAAAUGAAUUAAGGAAGACUGGUCGAGCAAAGGGUUGACAAGAAUUGUCUUACAGAAUCCUACUGCCAGACUUUCUAAGAACCUUUCAAGUAGAAACCUGAACCACAUGAAAGCAUCUGCAGUGAACAAUAUUUCCACAUUGGUUGGAAAAUCAGACUCGGUGCGUCAUUGCCUCAAGGAACGGCAAUAUUUUGAGUGCUAGAGAACUGGAGCAGGAAAUAAGUUCUCUCUAAAUCACCUAAUCAGCGGCAUCAGGCAAUGCAUUCUGAAAGAGCUCUAAAUUGCCAUCGUUAUCUCACAGUGCACUUGAUGAUGAAUGAUCACGAAAAGUCAGCUUGGGUCACAGGAGACUAUUGACUUGAUCACCAGACAAAGUGGCUUCUUCAGCUUUGGUCAUAUUCAUUAUAAAAACACCGUGGAUCUUAUGACAUCAACAGUAUCAAGAACAACACCGAGAUAGCACUGUUUGUCACUGAACAGUGUAGCAGGCUUCAUUCUGUUUGUCUGUGGAGACUAGAAAGUAAAAGUAACAGUCCAUUGUAAUGUAAUUUACAGAAACAUAUCCUGGAGAGGAGUGGGUUUCAGCACCAUUUACCAGGGAAUUGUGAAACUAAUGAAGACUUGACAUGGAGAGAUAAUAUAUACCACAUAGACUAGAAAUCCAUGCUGCCUUUUGUGACACUUCAUUUUCUACAUAUAUUUAUCAACGUAGCACAUCCUGGGGAUUAUAUAAUUGGACAUUGUGAGUGGCAGGAUUUUUUUCCUGAUGGUGAUAGGAUUGUAUCCUACUGUUGAUAGGAUUAAACUCUGCUGAUAACAGGAUUAUAUCCUGCAGGACAUAGGAUCAUGACUUAUCUGUGAUAGGAAUAAAUCCUACGAGUAGUAGGAUUAUACUGCGCUGACGCCGGAAUAUAUAUCACAUAUCAGACAUAUAAGACAUAACACAGAAGCCUACGUGUCAUAGAGAGGAGCAUUACAUGUAAUAGCAGAUGCCAAUAUGUAAUGUAUUAAUUCUGCUGAAUUGUGUUCUGUUACAUUAACCGGGACAUAAUGUGAAGCUUGAUGUGUUUAAAACUCAUGGCACAGACGUCAUUUUCAUUAUAUUUUCCCAUUGCCUGCCCACUGGGAUGAGUACUCACCACUGUACCAAACUGGAAUUGUGUGUAGCAGUUAGCUGUUCUGUACAUGCAAUUCCAGAAUCUUGAUUAAACUGCUGUAUUGGUUGGUCCUGGAGGCAACUUAACCAGAUACUGUUACACAAUCACACAGGAAAUUUUCUCCUGUAGUCGUUUAUUCUCAGGGCUACAGACAGAUAUUGGGAAAUCUUUUAAGUCUUAGAACGCCGUCCAUGUCUUCAGAUUACGCGUCAGGAAGUGUAACGUUUGCUCUGCGGGCCACCCAAUCGAUGAAAAUGCGAAGGCGACUGAGUUUACCAAUAAUUAGGAAAAAAUCAGAUGCAGUUAAGCCUCCUCUCAAACGAAAGAAAAGUCCACUAACUUUGAAGAAGUCUGGGGAGACGGCCAGUAAUGGGGGGUCGGGAGGCAGCGGGGUCGCAGUCAAUAGGCCGAGAUCUGUUAGUGCUGGCGCUAACACUCUUGCUGCCACUUUACCCACUGAAGAGGGCGCCACUCUUAGCCAAGAAGAACUACAGACAGUAGGAGAGGACAGCACUGUCUCUUCAGCCAAUGGAGGAUCAGAGUCUGGCUGGGAUGAUACGGACACAGCGGCGGGUGACGUGGACCCACAUCGCACAAAGGCUGCCUGCGAGCACCUGCAGCAUAAGAUACAGAAAACUAAAGACUUAAUUAAGGGAGAACAGGGAGCAAAAGAAAAGAAUGUAAAUGAAUACCUCAAACUCGCCUCUGGUGCCGACAAGCAACAGGUUCAGCGAAUAAAAACGGUCUUCGAGAAGAAGAACCAGAAAUCAGCACAAAGUAUUGCACAGUUGCAAAAGAAACUGGAAAGUUACCAACGGAAACUUAAAGACGUUGAGACCUAUGGGGUGUCUGCUCACAAACCCGCCAAGGAAGUGCUGCGUGAUAUGGGACAGGGAAUAAAAAAUGUGGGAGGCAACAUUAAAACAGGCCUAACAGGAUUUUCUGGAGGUGUCGCCAGCAACAUACGGGGUGCUACAGAUGCCAUUGUAUCCAAGCCCAGGUCGUUUGCACAUUUAAUAAAAAAUAAAUUUGGAAGUGCUGACAACAUAGAUACCCUCAGUAAGUUGGAAAAUAUAGAAGAAGGUGUACGUGGCCAUGAGGUCGGGAAGGAAUAUCAUGGAAGUGGAACGCUACCAAGCAGUUUCAAGUACCGGUCAGAUGAAGAGGACGCGUCCAGUAUCGCCAGCAGUUCGGGACCAAGUGGUAUCCAGAGUGGAAGCAGUCCCAAACGCUCAGGGCAACUGGACAUUGCACCGCCCGAGCCAGUGGACCUGGAGCCGCUGAGGCAGGACAUCCAGGAAAUGAGAGAGACCCAAGACAGGCUGCAUGAGAUGCUGGAGUCUUUGAAGAACACGAUGCAGAGUGAGAGGUACGAGUUGAUGAAAAGUUUAUCAGAAGAGAACAAAUAUCGCCAAGACCGACUGGAAGAGGCCAUUAAUGACCUGUCGGAGCUUCACCAGCAUGAAAUAACAAAUUUAAAACAGGAAAUUUCCAGUAUGGAAGAAAAAAUGGAGUACCAGUUAGAGGAGAGAACCAGAGACAUGCAGGAGAUGCUGGAGAGUUGUCAGACAAGGAUAUCAAAGAUGGAGCUGCAGCAGCAACAGCAACAGUUGAUCUCCAUGGAAGGGGUAGAGAAUGCCAACGCCAGGGCACUCAUCACGAAACUCAUCAAUGUUGUUCUGGCAGUUUUAGCUGUGAUUCUAGUCCUGGUUUCCACUAUUGCCAACUUACUCAUGCCAUUCUUGACCACAAAGGUACGUCUACUGAGCACAGUAGUGAUGAUAACUCUGGGUAUCUUACUCUAUUAUAACUGGCCUCUCAUAGUGACUGCUUGGACACAUACCACAGGAUAUUUUACCCAUAUACUGUCUGGCAAAUAGGUGUUUAUUGUCUGUGUUAGGUUGUGAGGAUACAUAAGGCAUUGAGGAGGAUCCAGAUUGGUUGAAGACUCCUGAGAUUAGGUUGAGGAUCCACCGUGGGAUUUCGGUUGAGAAUUCAGCGGGAUUUCCAUUUGAGGAACCGAUAUCUGACUUCAUUUUUACAUUGAAAAGCAUUCAGAUUGAUUUGGGAUUCAAUGAGAUUUUGUUUGAGAUGCCAGUGUGGGGUUUGGGUUGAGUACUCAGCAUGGGAAUUCAAUUGAGGACUCUCUCGUUUCUUAAAGAAGAGCCAGCUUUGGCAUUUCAGUUCAGGACCCUCCAGGAUUUAGCUUGAGGAGCCAGCAUGGGAUUGUAGUUGUGGACUGAGGGAGAUGUCAGCUGAGAAACUGUUUUUUCCCCCACAAGAACCAGAUGGAAUUUGAUUUGGAAGCAAUGGGAUCUCAAACAAAAAACCAAUAGGAUUUCAAUCACUGUAAAGAAUAACUUCCAACGUCAUUAUCAGUCUUAAUUUCCUUUUAUUUAUUUAACAGAAACUGGAAGAUUCUGUAAUCCAUUUUCUUUUCAACUGAAGAAUUUUUUUCAUAUCUUAGGUGUAUCUAUUGUAAUUUUUUUGGCUGAUAUGAAAAUGGCUUUCAGGUCAAACUCUGGACUUCAGAACACAUGUUGAGUUGGUGAAAGGUAUCCAGGAGAUACGUGGCAGUGAGGUGUACAGAGAUUUGUAUUUGCUGGUAGCACUGAGAGUUUGUUUUACCUGGAUGGGGUGAGGUACAGGUGUGUAUAUUCAAGGUGUAUGUAUUUAUUUAAAACCGCAUUCAUUGAAAAAAAGGAGCCACAGUCGUGAAGAGACUUCUUGUUCAUGUCAGAAGCAAGCAUGAUUUAAAAAUGGUGUGGUACAAGAUGUGUGGAAAAUAAGCAGUCCGUAGAGAGCUCGGGGUCGUUUAAGACUUCAUCCAUUGAAAAAAUUGAUGAACAAUGUAUUUGUUUGCCAGACAUCUUUUUAAAAUUAUAGUAUAAUUUAUAUUUCAAAUUUUUAGUCAUUUUGACUAAUGGGGAAAUAUAUGUAGUUAUGUAUUUAUAAUUUUGUUUUGGAAUUUUUAAAAAUCAGAUCCAGAUAGUGGCAUAUUAGUAUAAAGUUACCGGAGACAAUCACAAAAUUUUGCAAAUCUUUAUGUUACUAGAAAAAAAUAUGGGAAUUAUUUCAUCAAAUAUGACUUUAAAAUAGAAAUUGAAUAUGACUAAAUUUUGGUUUU